Molecule: messenger RNA, 4102 nt
Organism: Suricata suricatta (meerkat)
Lineage: Eukaryota; Metazoa; Chordata; Mammalia; Carnivora; Herpestidae
Gene: PLEKHA2
Product: pleckstrin homology domain containing A2
Exons: 13
Coding region: 293-1570 (425 amino acids)
Cellular component (GO): cytoplasm; membrane
Molecular function (GO): PDZ domain binding
Source: RefSeq, a predicted model, not a curated record
AAGAGAGAAGGAGGGGUGGGGGUGGUGGGCAGACGAGCGACAGGAGCGGGAGGCACCGAGAGUUUGGCAGCGAGAUAAAGAAAUCCCCCGAGAGCGACGGCCGGGCCGGCCGGAGUGGCACGUUCCACCCCGAUGUAACCCAUCCUGCCCGAGCCCCGGCCGCCGCACGGCGGGCGGCGAAACUUCUCUGCGGGUUCUGGCGCUGGAGCACCGGCCUCGCAGCGACUGCCCGGGCUGCGGGUGGGGAAGGAGAGCGGAGAACGUCCCAGGGUGAUGUGAGCAAAGCCCAGGAAUGCCUUAUGUGGAUCGACAGAACCGAAUCUGUGGGUUUCUGGACAUCGAGGAGAAUGAGAACAGCGGCAAGUUUCUGCGGAGGUACUUUAUUCUGGACACCCAGGCCAACUGCCUUCUCUGGUACAUGGACAACCCCCAGAACCUGGCAAUUGGAGCAGGAGCUGUUGGAUCUUUGCAGCUGACCUACAUCUCGAAGGUGAGCAUAGCUACACCAAAGCAGAAACCAAAAACUCCAUUUUGCUUUGUCAUCAAUGCCCUCUCUCAGAGGUAUUUCCUUCAAGCUAAUGACCAGAAAGAUCUGAAGGAAUGGGUUGAGGCCCUGAACCAAGCCAGCAAAAUCACCGUUCCCAAAGUUGGGAGCCUGCCCCUGACUACCGAGGUUUUGAAAAGCCUGGCAGCUCCCGCAGCCCUAGAGAAGAAGCCGCAGGUGGCCUACAAGACCGAGAUCAUCGGAGGGGUGGUGGUACACACACCCAUCAACCAGAACGGUGGGGAUGGACAGGAGGGGAGCGAGCCCGGGUCCCAUGCCAUCCUUCGAAGGUCUCAGAGUUACAUCCCCACAACAGGCAGCCAUGUUCCCUCCGGGCCCCACAUUAUUAAGAGCGGCUACUGCGUGAAGCAAGGGAAUGUGCGGAAGAGUUGGAAACGUCGCUUCUUUGUACUUGAUGACUUUACUAUCUGCUAUUUCAAGUGUGAGCAGGACCGAGAACCACUGCGCACUAUACUUCUCAAGGAUGUUCUUAAGACCCAUGAGUGUCUGGUCAAAUCUGGUGAUCUCUUAAUGAGGGACAACCUGUUUGAAAUCAUAACAAGCUCCAGGACCUUCUACAUCCAGGCGGACAGUCCAGAAGACAUGCACAGCUGGAUUAAGGAGAUCAGGGCAGCUGUCCAGGCCCUCAAAUGCCACCCCAGAGAUAUGUCCUUUUCUAGAUCCAUCUCUUUGACUCGCUCUGGAAGCUCCAGCCUGUCAGGUGGGCCCAACUCUGCCUUGUGUCGGGGGCGGCCACCUGUGGAAGAGAAAAGAGCCCUCUGCAAAGCCCCCUCUGUGGCUUCCUCCUGGCAACCCUGGACACCUGUCCCCCAGGCUGGGGACAAGCUGCUUCCAGCUGAAGAGACUCCUGGGGACUCUUUGUUCAUGCCCCGACUUGGGGAGAGCAGUACUUCUGGGGUGUUGCCCAGCUCCCGGAUAAGGCACAGAUCAGAGCCCCAACACCCCAAGGAGAAACCAUUUCUGUUCAGCCUUGAUGAUGAGAGCAUACGGACUUCUGAUGUGUGAUAGGGCACGGUGCCCUGGGAGGGGGAGGACUCGAGAAAAGAAGGUCAUGACUCAGUUUCCCUACCUUUUGGAGGAAAGCCAGAGACCCUUUGGCACUCAUAUUCCUGUGGAUGCUCUGUGGGAGGGACCCAUUCUGCUGGCUUUUUUUUUUUUUUAAUAUAAUACAGGGUAUUUAACUUGGAAAAUCACUAGGUUAGAACUGUCGGCAUGCUCAGUGGAGAGUAGAUUGCCUCGAAUUUGACCACUCCAAGGUCUUCCUGGGUGAGAGGAGGUUUGGUAGUGCAGUUUCAUCCCCAACUAAGUUUUAUUUCCAUGUCCUAGUUACAGUUUCUUCCUUCGGUGUCCAGGCCAGGCACAGAGGCUUGGGCAGUUAUCUGGCUUAUCCUAUUCCUGUUUAUUGGCGGGGGUCUGACUGAGAAGUAGGAGGGUGGUGGCUAACCCGGAUGAAAGCAGCAGACCUCGGCUCGGGCUUGGCUGGGAUACGUUCUGAGGGGAGGUGCUAAGAUCUGGGGGCAGGCCGGCAGCUCUCAGAAUGUCCACUAGGGUAGAUCCUCCCAGGGGACCUCCCUGGGGAAGACAUAGGGAUCUCUUGUAAGGUAUGGGGAAAGAUUCAACCUCAGUGCAUCAGCCAGUUUGGGGAAUUACUCUGUUCUUGUCUCUGGCCCCAAAUCAUGUCAGUGUGAGUGACUGACCUGCCCACCCAGUUUCCGUGUCAGGCCCCGAAGGUGGGUUUAUCAGUGUUAAAAGUUACGACUGUUGAGAAUAGGGCAGACAUUUCCAUUGAUGUGGCCUUACUUGGAAGUUUGGAGGGUUGAUAGGUGUAUGAUAAUUGGCCUUACUUGGAAGUUUGGAGGGUUGAUAGGUGUAUGAUAAUUCACUUGUGUGAUAGAUCAGAUCUCUGUUUUAGAAUGUUAGAAUUGUUUUAAAGCAGGUGCUGGGAAAAGAUGGAUUAUAGUUCAUUCAGAUAAACUUUUCUCAUCCAUGUUUUCCAGACAGAAGAAAAGGUCUGUUUUAGCACAGACAGGUUUCUUGAAUCCUUACUUCACAGCUCUCUUCAAUGGGCUGAUAUUAGUCUGAUGUUAAGUGCUGUAUAUUAUAUACCCUGGCAGGUUUGCUUUGUUUCUAACUCUUUCUGUUGUCCUCUGAAUGAAGGCUUGAGUACUUGCAUGAUCACACUUCGUAAUACGAUAAGGUUCCAUGUACUUAACAGUGAAGAGAUACAAGGAUAAUCCUGAGAGGUAUUUAUAUUUUUAACAAAAUAGAGACUAUGCAUAGAAACAUUGAUUUAGAGGCUCUGCAUCGCUGACUAAAGAUUUCCCAGGUAGAAGAGCAUAGAUUGCAUUUUCCACCCAAAUUUCUACCUUCUUUUAUUUGACAAAAGAUACCCUCCAGGGUCCCUGGGAGAAUUUGUCCAACUUAAUGUGGUUUACUGCUAACUUACCAGGGUUCCCUAAAGGGAGAGAAAAACUAACUCAUUUCUGUCUAUACCUUUUAUCAGCUAGAUCAAUUAGUCACCUUUAAAUUAAAAAUUAAAGACUAGAGGAAGAUACUGAGAGAAGCAUUUUUACCUGAGUCAAUCCCUUCCCCUCCUUAUGUCCAGAUGUAAUGCAGAGGUAAAAACGUGUCAUCAGCAACCCCUAGGGGCUGGAGGGAAAUUGUUUCUUUAAUGCAGUGUAGUUGCCUUGAAGUCUAGGUCAUGUUGAGAACUUUCCUUGACUGCACUGCAUUGGAGCUAUUCUUUGCUUAAAUUGUUUGGCCUAGUGGUCCUGGUAUAAAAAAAGACAUCUAUUGGAUCUCUCUCUCUCCUCCCUCUCUUUUGCAGACUCUUGUAUACUUUGUCCUCAGAAAUCUGUGCUUUGCGAGUUAAUGAUUCAUGGGUGACCAAGGUUACAGCUUCAGUAGCCAUUCCAGAUUCUUAAAGCUCCUCAUCUCUGAUUUCACCUUAAAAUUUUCCUUAAGAAAAUUGUUUGGCUAGGUCAAAGGCACACAAUAAAUGAUAGUGUGCUAGCAAAAAUAAAUUUGGAACUUUUGAGGUCCCUUUAAACAUUCCCGAACUCAUGAGAGCUGUCAUCUUUUGGUGAAAAUGUACCCAUUUCUCUUUUGUUAAGUAAACUCUCUGCUAGAAUACUACUGCUAAAUUAACUGGCCAUUAUAGUAAGCUGAUAUGUUUCUCAUUCAGUAGGGUCUGUUUUAAGAAUGUGAGUUCAGUAUACCUAUAAAUGUAGAUUAUAUUACUGUGGUAGAGGAAAACAAGGACUGUAGAUGGCAAAUACUUGGGAAUCCCGAGUGAGAACAUUGUUAAUGUGGUUCUGACACCGAUAAAUAGAAUGAUCUUCAGUGGCACCUAAAAUCAUUCUCAUUCCCAAGCCUUAUUUCAGAAUUCCUUUUGUGUCCAUAUUUCUUACCAUCUGACCAAUUUCACAUCAUAAUUUUUAAUGUCCCCACACAUGUGAGCCCAAGAUGGUGCAUAUGCAAUCAAAGUAUUUGGCUUUACACUUUUUAAGAUGUUUGUUUACUUUUGAGAGAAAAAGA